CCGAAGCCGCGCUGGCCUGGUGUCACCAAGCCCUGGACCUGGCUAAGUGGGCGCGGGCGCAGGGCCGCUUGCCCGCGCACCUGUUGAGCCGCAGGCCCGUGCCGGGAGAACUUGCUUUCUGGAGGUGGUGAGGCGAAGAGCAGAGGCCAGGUGCACCCGCGGGCGGUCUUUUCCAGGACCUCCGCGGCAUUGCUGAACCGUCUUGUGUGAUUAUUUAGAGCAUUCCAGAGAAUCAACUUGUAGCAAAGUGGGAACAAGAUGGAAAUUUCCAUUUUCACGGAGAUUUUCACUCCUGGUGAUAAUUCAUUAUUGCUGCUGCAAGCAGAGUUGUGUUUAUCCAUGAAGAACUGUGAGCAGGCUCUGCAGGAUGCUGGUGAAGUUUGUCAGAAUGAACCUCUCUUGCCUAAGGGGCAUCAUGUGAAAGCCCAGGCUCUCUCUGGCCUGGGAAGAAGUAAGGAGACGUUGAAGGAGUUUCUCUAUUGCCUUGCUCUAAAUCCUGAAUGUAACUCAGUGAAGAAAGAAGCCCAGAAGGUACUGUGUGAGGUGUUUUUCCCAGCUUCAGAAAAUAUGCCUCAGAAUUUAACAUCUUCCACCCAAAUACUGUUGAACACGAGAUUAAAGGCUCACUGUCAGAGCUGUGUGACCAGCCAGGGUCCUGUGGAGGACGGUGGCAGUGCAGGAAGGUCUAAGAAUCCAUCUGAGAAACCUGAUGUGUUUAGAAAUAACAGUUCCUCAGUUUUACAUUUCAUACUGGGCUUACACUGUGAAGAGGAUCAGGAGGUGUUAGACGACAUCCUUCCAACGGAGCCCAGCACUGGUUUAAAGAGACAGUUUCCGAGUGACUCAGAGGAUGCACACGAUGUGAACGCCACUGGGAAAAUUCCCAAGAAAGACUCCUUACCCCAAAGAAAUGUGAACUCUAACACAGGAGAAAGUGAAGAGCUCCCCACAGAGGUGGCUGACUUCGGGUGUGCCCUUUGCAUGAGGUUGCUCUUUGAACCUGUGACUACGCCCUGUGGACACACGCUUUGCCUGAAAUGCCUCGAACGCUGCCUGGACCACGCCCCACAUUGUCCCGUGUGCAAAGAAAAACUUUCAGAGUUGUUGGCAAGCAGAAAUUUUAAUAGAACUGCUCUGGCUGAAGAAUUAAUAUUUCAGUAUUUCUCAGAUGAGCUGUCUGACAGAAAAAGAAUCUGUGAUGAAGAAAUGACGGUAAGUCAUCUGACCAGAGAUGUGCCCAUCUUUGCAUGCGCCAUGGCCUUCCCCACCGUGCCCUGCCCGCUCCACGUCUUCGAGCCCUGCUAUUGGCUUAUGAUACGAAGAUGCAUGGAAAUGGGCACCAAAUGGUUUGGCAUGUGUUUAUCUGCUGAGCACGUGGAGAUCUCGGAGUACGGCUGCGUGCAGGAAGUCAAGGACGUCAGGACAUUCCCCGACGGCAGCUCCGUGGUUGACGCCUCGGGGAUCAGCCGCUUCCGGGUUUCGAGCCACCGUCACAGAGACGGCUACAACACAGCGGACAUUGAAUACUUGGAAGAUGGAAGGGUGGAAGGCCCAGGGUACGAGGAGCUCGGCAUGCUGCCCGACCCAGUGUAUCAGCAGCCUGCGUCCCGGCUCGCCUCACUGCAAGCUCCCAUGGAAGAGCAGACUUGAAGCCACUUUGGGUUAAUGCCGGACAGAGAACCUGAGCCUCGGAAUAACCCUAGUGGUCCCACGUGGUCCUGGUGGAUGCUGGCGGUGUUGCCGUUGGAGCAGAAGGCUCAACUGGCCAUACUGGGCAUGAUCUCGCUGAAGGAGCGCCUGCUUGCCAUUAGGCGAAUAUUAGUCAUCAUCACGCGUGAGAUGAAUAGCUGGCAAGAGCUCGUUAAUAGCAGGGAGAGAAACAGUUGAUUUCUGUCAAGGUUUCUGGAAGGACUUGAGUUUUUAUGAGGCGUGCCAGGCACGGAUGAGUUAACAUCCAUCCACCAUGCUUUGUAACAUGCUUGUUGAUAGGGUUCCAGAAUGGAACACUUGGCAGAUGUUGUUUCCUACUCAGAAGUUAAGUCUGUGCUAGGUGGAAUCUGACUCCGUACAAGGUGAGCCUGAAAUCUGAAUGGAUCCCAUGGUUGGAAACCAACCUAAACAAAUCUCUCUGGAACAGAUGCUCCAGUGCUCAGUACACUAAAGAUGACUGACAAGUGGUUUAGGUUUUGCUAGAAAGAAGAUUGCCUUCCCAGUGAAGUGUCUUGCUUCUCCAGACGGGAACAGCUCGCUUGGGUGCGUGGAUAGGAAGAAGGACACUGCCCUGUUAUCUGGAAGCAUAUUUCUCAGAGUCCAGGCUAGCUGGAAACAUGCUUAUUAGGCUUUGUCUGUCACUGAAAUGGAGGAGUCAAACUGUUGUUCAGUGUGGGGGGUGAAGUUAGUCCUUAUCCAAGAAGUAGCAUAGAAGCAAAUAGAGCUGUGUUUUUGUGUCCUGCAGUAGUUCAAAUGUGGUAAAUUGCAUAUUUUAAAUAAAUGAAUAUCAAAAUAUAAGAAGGUGUACCUUCGAUGUAGAAAGCCUGAAAACAGUGUAGUUGAUUUAGGAUAUGUAUUUGUGCGUAUGCACACCCACACAGUACAGGAUGAAUAAAGGGAGCUAAAACUCUACCCAUAUUGGGAUGUUAAGAAUACAACCAAAAUAGUGCAGAGAACCCCUUGGAAACACAAUGUCUUAUUAAUUCAGUGGGUGUGAAGCAUUUAGAAAAUGUCAUGUUUCUACUCAGAUCAGCAUUAGAUGUUAGACCCAUCAGUCAAUUUGAGCUCACUGUCCAUCCACUGAUAGACAUUAAAAAGCUGCUAUGAAUUCAGUAUCUAUUUAUCCCAGGAAAGCAUACCAGGACAAUAUACAAAGAGAGGGAGGUGGGUAUGGGAUGUAAAUAUUUAGCAAGUUUUUUUUUUUCCAAACCCAGCCUAAAAAUUCUUUUUUUUUGUUGUUUAAGUUUUACUAUGAUCAGACUAGUUAAAUACAGUGUAUAAAUUCCAACCCCCUAGUGCAUAUUGAUGAUAGUUGUAAUAACCAUUUGAACCUGAUGUGCUGACUCAUCCUCACUGGCCUGAAAGCUGGUAUGUUUAGGUGGCUUCUUGGUCUGUGAGGUGGAUGUUUUUAAUGAAGAGAUGAUGAAAACCAGACUAGAGAGUUAAUCACAGCUUUGAGUUUUGCUUUAUUAGUCAUUCAAGGUAUGUGAUGUUUGAAUUUUAGAAAAUGUAGUUAAUAAUGACCAGUGGUAGUGGGUUCACAAUCCAUCAAGCAUUUUUAUUAGAAAGACUUCAUAGUCAUAUUUGUUUUUAGUUGUGGGAGGUUUCAGUGGCUGAAACUCAGUUUCAUUAUGGAGUGAGCAAAUACUAAUCUUAACUUAAUCACAAAGAGAAAAUUUGAAGGUAUUUUCCCGUCGCUGUUUCCAGUGCCUCACAUACUGUGUAUCUCAAAUCUCAUCUUAAACAUGGUUUCAAGGCAAUUUGGCCAAGUGAUUUCUAAAAUAUGUUACUAAUUCAUGCAUUGACAACGUGUGUGCUCAAUCUCUCAGUCAUGUCUGA
Messenger RNA from Cervus elaphus (red deer), 3549 nucleotides. It is a transcript of the gene LONRF2, whose product is annotated as LON peptidase N-terminal domain and ring finger 2. The record is from RefSeq and is a predicted model, not a curated record. NCBI's taxonomy places the organism in Eukaryota, Metazoa, Chordata, Mammalia, Artiodactyla, Cervidae. Gene Ontology annotation, molecular function: protein binding.